AGUGAGACGCGUUCAGCUUUGGAGGUGGUCUGCGAUCGGUAAUCGAUUCGCAAUUGGGUUUAUAUUCGGGGCCAGGAUCACUCACAGGAACACUCUUUACCAUGAUGUGUCGGGCACUGCUGAUGCUCCUACUGCUGGCGGGCUGGAGCUAUGUGGAGGCAGCCACCCACGUGAAUAUCUCCAUUGCCCAACAGCCGGCCACGAAUCCAGCGGAUGUUAGCUAUGUGGAUGGACGAGCCCCAGCGGAGCUGAGAGCGGGUCCCGCGAUGAUGAAUGAGGAGGAGCGCUUUGAGAGGAUUCAAGAGAGAUCCCAGCCGCAACCGCAGCCGCAGCAACAACAGAUGGGCCAACAGCAGCAGCAGAUGGGUCAACAGCAGCAGCAGCAACAGGUGGGACAGCAGCAGCAGCAACAGCAAUCCGCUCAGUUGACUCCUCGCCAGGGACUGGGACUGCAGGCCUCAUCGGUAGCCGCUAAGAACGCACGCAUGCCCCGUCGUCGCAAUCACAGUCGUCGCUUUCACCAGCAACUGCAGCCUCAACUGCAGGCACCACACAAUGGGCAAUUCCGUCAGCGGAAUCAGCAGCUGCGCCAGAACCAGGAGUUCGAGCGGUACAUCCAAUCCUACCAUAGCCACGGACCCACCGUGGAGACUGUCUAUGAAUCAUCGAAUCCUGCGCCACAGCGCUACACGCAGACCAGCUCUGGAGUGACUUCAUCCGCGAGUGACGACAGUGCGCCACAGAAGGUGGUGGCCAUUGGGGGAUCCCGAUCGCAGCAGCUGCGCAUGUUCGAACGUCAAGUGGCAGCACCAGUAUCGUCCUCGCAGGGACAAAGCGCCAAUGUGGAGGUGGCUGCUGAGAGUAAACCCAUCUAUGAAGCUCCCCAGGCUCCAGUGGCAGCCGCAGUGCACUCCUCCACGUCUGGUGUUAGCAGCAGCAGCUCCGCCUCCUCCGGCUCCGUCAGUGUUCCGGUCCCUACUGGGGCUUCGCAUUCAGCAGAUACCGUCUCCAGCUACGAUGCCACCUCCAGCUACAAUCCUGCCACGAGCUACAACAGACCCAGCUACGAUCCAAAUGUGUACAACUACGACGAUGGCCAGGAUGUGGACUACCAUGGCCAAUACCCGCCAGAGGUGGAGGAUGGUCAGGGAUACGAUUCCCAGGGCUACGAUGACUACAGCGAUCAGUCGUCCUCCUAUCCAGGCGGAUCGGGCUAUCUGCCGCCCGCUCCUCCACGUAGCUACGCUCCUCCCCAGCGACCGAUGGUCACCAAAACGAUUCAGAUUGUGCAGCCGGCGCUCAAGGCGAAGAAGUACGAGGUCCGGCAUCCGGCCAUCCAGAAGGAGUUCUAUGACAUCGAGGAGCGUGUGCUGAUCAAGCCGGCGGGCACGCUUGUCGUGGAACUGGAUCACCCGGUGGCCAAGAUUCCCAAGGGGGAAACUCUGCUGCCACUGGGACACCCGCAUCCCGCGGUGGCUGCCGCCUACAGCAACAACGGACAGAACUACAACACCCAGAGCUACAACAGCAACAGCAAUAGCAACAGCAAUAGCAACAGCAAUGGCAAUGGAAAUGGCAACGAGUACCGACCCUCAUACGACUCCUACGACUCCCCGGCCACGUCCAAGGAUCAGCAAACGACCACCGUUGGCUCCAGUGUGACCACCAUGCCAUCGUACGAUCAGGCGCCGAAGGAUGAGUACGUGGAGGCACGGCUCCAGCAGCAGAAGCCACAGCAGGUCGCUGGCGAUGUUGUCGAUAGUCGCCAGACCACAUCCACCUCGGUCUCCGCCGUCGAUGGCAAUGGCAAUCCGAUCAAGAUCAGCACGAAACACCUGACACCCAAUAUGAUUACCCGUGCAGAGCCGGAGCAGGAGUAUUCCAGGAGUAUUCCGCCCAACGAAGUGAACAACUAUGAGCGUCCCCUGCAGCGUAGCUACCAGCAGAGAACCAGCUACAACCGACAGCCCUACAACAAUAAUGAUGACUACUUCGCAGGGGAGUUCCUGCCCAACGUCAAUGCCGCCAAUGUGGACGCGAAGCCAGCGAGAUUGGAGCAGGCACCGGUCGAACAGGAGCAGCCACGCACCCAGAUAAUCAAGCACGAGCACAAGAUCCACCUGCCGCCAUCGCAGCACAACAUUUACCUGGGUCGCAGCAGCCAGACACCGCCCAAGGAGCAGAGGAUCACCGAAGUGCCCGCUCAUGUGGCCGAAAUCAAACCCUAUCUGCGUAACCAUGUGGGCGGUACAGUGGUCUAUGCCAAGGCCGCUGUAAAGCCUGCCGUUCAGCGGGGCUACUAUGCCCAGUCGGCGCGUCAACGCAAUCCCCUGGCCGAGGAUCUGGAGUACAGUGCCCCCUACUCCCAAAUGAGAUUCAGUCCCGAGAAUCAGUCGGCCAGGCUGGUAGAGGCACCACCCAAGGAGGUGGAGGUGCCCAAGGAAAAGGCGUCCCAGGAUACACACAUUCAAAUCCAAAUCGGCGAUCGCAAUGAGGGAAAACAGCCCAUGGUGGUGGCCUCCACCGUUACACCGGACUGCGACAGGGGCCAGCAGCAACAGCAGCAGCCAUCGGCACGUCUCCAGCAACGACAGCAGCAGUCGCAACGUCUUGUGGAAGUUCCAGCAGCUGGCGAUGUGUCUGCCACAAAGGCCACACCCACGCCCGUCCAGGCCCAACCUCAGGAUGUGGAUGUCUCCCUCAACGGCGGCGCCGGACAUCUGAAGCCGAACGAACGCGUGAUCGCCGCCACGGCCGCGCCGACCGAUGCGGCAGCCACCAGCGAAACCUUCCAUAAGCGUCGGAUUGUGGUCAACCAUCCGUUCCAGACGGUUCGCGAAGUAGUGGAGCACGAACCGAUAACUAACUACCAUCAGAUCCAGGUCAACGAGCAUGCCCAUCCAGCGCUAUACCAUCAGGCGGCCUACUACCAGCCACCGGUACAAACGCAUGGCAACUUGGUGCACUUUCAGUCGACAUCAACGCAUGGCAACCUCUACGCUCCGUACGGCUAGGCUAAUCCUGAAUCCUUAACGUGGAAACGAACCGAAACGAAACGAACUGCGCCUUUGUAUCUUUGUUAAUGUAUUUUUUUUCAUUGUUUUUUUGUAGAAUCUAGUUUAGAAAUGUACUCAAAAUCGGUGGGAGGGCCCUUUCCCUGUUUGAUCUUGAUCUUGUUUGGAUUAAUUUGGUUUAAAACUGUAGGAUUAAGUGCAGAAUUACUUGCCAUUAAUAAAGUACAUAUGAAAUGCGUCGAGUAAAAUAUAA
This is a messenger RNA of Drosophila persimilis, 3267 nucleotides long. RefSeq lists its product as uncharacterized. NCBI's taxonomy places the organism in Eukaryota, Metazoa, Arthropoda, Insecta, Diptera, Drosophilidae. Bases 102 to 3014 code for a protein of 970 amino acids. The record is from RefSeq and is a predicted model, not a curated record. The transcript is spliced from 2 exons.